ACUCGGAUGUCGGCCGUGGGUUUUCACGUUCGUAGCCCAUGAAUCAUGACUCGUCUCACCAUCCAGUCGUGGAAACUACUGAAUCCAAUCCUGCCCGGCGCCUAAUUACUCCAUCGUACCAACAGCUGCUCUCUCACCUUCUAACCUCUUUUCCGCCUCAACCUAAUUCGAUCGCUCUGACAUGUGAUGCCGCGUCAUAUUGCGCCGCCCCACCGCCUGCCUUCCUGGCGCCUUCCACAUGACUCCUGCAAUCGUUAGUUGACCACUUACCUGACUCUUCCAAUUCUUGUCCAUGCAUUACUCAGCACUUAACGUCCAACUGUCGAACAUAUCACGGCUGUUCUGUCGGCAAGUGAUGGACCUCUGGAAGCCAGUGAUACAGUUGCGAGACACAGUUGCAGGCUUGCUUAUUCCAUUUUCGGAGCGCUGCGUUGCCAACGCUAUUGGCACGUGACCGCGGACAAAGAAAGUUACCAGAGCCUCCGGC
Messenger RNA from Aspergillus welwitschiae, 487 nucleotides. RefSeq lists its product as uncharacterized. The transcript has 2 exons. The coding region runs from base 39 to 242 and encodes 67 amino acids. Lineage: Eukaryota; Fungi; Ascomycota; Eurotiomycetes; Eurotiales; Aspergillaceae. The record is from RefSeq and is a predicted model, not a curated record.